UCCGCCACGCUCAAGAUGGCGGAUAAGCCACGCCCCCCUCCCCUACGGCAAGCGGGAGGGGUCGAGAUUCGUCGGCGCAGGCGCAAUCGCGGCGUGACUAAGAUGGAGGCCGGGGCAGCGGCGCCGCCGCCGCUGUGGAGCGGGGGCCCGGCCCCGGGGGAAGUGUUCAUCCCGCGCGGGAGCGGGAUCGGUGCCGGGCCCGGCCGCCGCACGCUGAGCCCGAUGGUGACGGGGACGUCGGUGCUGGGGCUGAAGUUCUCCGGGGGCGUGAUCCUGGCCGCGGACACGGUGGGAUCCUACGGAUCCCUGGCGCGAUUCCGGGGAAUCUCCCGGCUCCUCAAGGUCAACGACUCCACCGUGCUGGGAGCCUCCGGGGAUCUGGCGGAUUUCCAGCACCUCAGGCAGCUCCUGGAGCAGAUGGUGAUCGACGAGGAGCUGCUGGGGGAUGGGCACAGCUACAGCCCCCGGGCUCUUCACUCGUGGCUCACUCGGCUCCUCUACAACCGGCGCUCCAAGAUCAAUCCCCUCUGGAAUUCCGUGCUCAUCGCCGGCGUCUACGGCGGGGAGAGUUUCCUGGGAUACGUGGAUAUGUUGGGAGUGGCCUACGAGGCUCCGUCGCUGGCCACGGGAUUCGGGGCUUACCUGGCCCAGCCGUUGCUGCGGGCGGCGCUGGAGCGGGAUCGGCUCCCGAGCCGGGAGGAGGCGCGAGAGCUGCUGGAGCGCUGCCUGCGCGUGCUCUACUACCGCGACGCUCGCUCCUUCAACAGGUACGAGGUCGCCGUGGUGACGGAGCAGGGGGUGGAGCUGGAGGGGCCCCUGACCCUGGAGGCCAACUGGGACAUCGCCCACGCCGUCAGGUGAGAUUCCAGGGAAAAAUCGGGAUUUGGGAAUUCCAGGAGGGUUCUGGAACAUCCUGGGGUGACAUCUGAGGGAUUCCAUGGGAAAAUCGGGAUUUGGGAAUUCCCAGAGGGUUCCUGGGAGAUCCCGGGGUGAUUUCCAUGGGAAAAACGGGAUUUGGGAAUUCCGAGGACAUCCUGGGGGUGACAUCCAAGAGAUUUCCAUGGAAAAAUCGGGAUUUGGGAAUUCCCAGAGGAUUCCUGGGAGAUCCCAGGGUGAUUUCCAUGGGAAAAUUGGGAUUUGGGAAUUCUGGGAGGGUUCUGGGAUAUCCUGGGGGUGACAUCUGAGAGAAUUCCAUGGGAAAAUCGGGAUUUGGGAAUUCAGAGAAGGUUCUGGGAUAUCAGGGGUGACAUCCAAGAGAUUUCCAUGGAAAAAUCGGGAUUUGGGAAUUCCCAGAAGGUUCUGGAACAUCAGGGAUGAAAUCCGAGAGAAUUCCAUGGGAAAAUUGGGAUUUGGGAAUUCCAGGAGGGCUCUGGAACAUCCUGGGGGUGACAUCUGAGAGAAUUCCAUGGAAAAAUCGGGAUUUGGGAAUUCUGAGAAGGUUCUGGGACAUCCUGGGGGUGACAUCCGAGGGAUUUCCGUGGGAAAAACGGGAUUUGGGAAUUCUGAGGACAUCCAGGGUGACAUCCAAGAGAAUUCCAUGGGAAAAUCGGGAUUUGGGAAUUCCUGGAGGGUUCUGGAACAUCCUGGGGUCACAUCCAGGAGAUUCCAUGGGAAAAUCGGGAUUUGGGAAUUCCCAGAAAGUUCUGGGACACCUGGGGGUGACAUCCGAGAGAUUCCAUGGAAAAUCGGGAUUUGGGAAUUCCAGGAGGGGUCCUGGGACAUCCUGGGGUGAUUUCCAUGGGAAAAAUGGGAUUUGGGAAUUCCCAGAGGGUUCUGGGAUAUCCUGGGGGUGACAUUUGAGAGAAUUCCAUGGAAAAAUUGGGAUUUGGGAAUUCCAGGAGGGUUCCUGGGACACCUGGGGGUGACAUCCAAGAGAAUUCCAUGGGAAAAACGGGAUUUGGGAAUUCUGAGGACAUCCUGGGGUGACAUCCAAGAGAUUUCCAUGGAAAAAUCGGGAUUUGGGAAUUCUGAGAGGGUUCUGGAACAUCCUGGGGUGAUUUCCAUGGGAAAAUCGGGAUUUGGGAAUUCCAGGGUGUAUCCAGGUGUCCCCAGGUGUAUCCAGGGUGUAUCCAGGUGUAUCCAGGUGUAUCCAGGUGUAUCCAGGUGUAUCCAGGUGUAUCCAGGUGUAUCCAGGUGUUCCUGGCUGUAUCCAGGUGUAUCCAGGUGUAUCCAGGUGUAUCCAGCUGUUCCAGGUGUAUCCAGGUGUAUCCAGGUGUAUCCAGGUGUAUCCAGGUGUUCCCAGGUGUAUCCCAGGUGUAUCCAGGUGUAUCCAGGUGUAUCCAGGUGUUCCCAGGUGUAUCCAGGUGUAUCCAGGUGUAUCCAGGUGUAUCCAGGUGUUCCUGGGUGUAUCCAGGUGUAUCCAGGUGUUCCCAGGUGUAUCCAGGUGUUCCCAGGUGUUCCCAGGUGUAUCCAGGUGUUCCCAGGUGUAUCCAGGUGUAUCCAGGUGUUCCAGGUGUAUCCAGGGUGUAUCCAGGUGUUCCCAGGUGUUCCCAGGUGUUCCCAGGUGUAUCCAGGUGUUCCCAGGUGUAUCCAGGUGUUCCUGAGGGUAUCCAGGUGUUCCCAGCUGUAUCCAGGUGUAUCCAGGUGUAUCCAGGUGUAUCCAGGUGUAUCCAGGUGUUCCAGGUGUAUCCAGGUGUUUCCAGGGUGUAUCCAGGUGUUCCCAGGGUGUAUCCAGGUGUAUCCAGGUGUAUCCAGGUGUAUCCAGGUGUAUCCAGGUGUUCCCAGGUGUAUCCAGGUGUUCCCAGGGUGUAUCCAGGUGUUCCUGGCUGUAUCCAGGUGUAUCCAGGUGUAUCCAGGUGUAUCCAGGUGUAUCCAGCUGUUCCAGGUGUUUUUCCUGCCCCUCUCACCCCCGUUUUUCCCACUUUUCCCGUUUUUCCAGCGGUUUCGAGUGAUCUCCGGGAGCUGCUCCGGCCUCAGCCUCGUCCUCCUCCAAUCCCUGCUUUUUUCCCAUCCCUUUUUUCCCCUCUGGAAUGGCCAAUCCAGCUUUUUUUGGGAAUAAAAUCCAUCCUUUCGAGACCCA
This is a messenger RNA of Poecile atricapillus (Black-capped chickadee), 3019 nucleotides long. RefSeq names its product proteasome 20S subunit beta 4 (gene PSMB4). The transcript is spliced from 8 exons. Gene Ontology annotation, cellular component: proteasome core complex. The coding region runs from base 16 to 861 and encodes 281 amino acids. The record is from RefSeq and is a predicted model, not a curated record. NCBI's taxonomy places the organism in Eukaryota, Metazoa, Chordata, Aves, Passeriformes, Paridae.